Cottoperca gobio is the source of this 2282-nucleotide messenger RNA. RefSeq names its product myristoylated alanine-rich protein kinase C substrate a (gene marcksa). NCBI's taxonomy places the organism in Eukaryota, Metazoa, Chordata, Actinopteri, Perciformes, Bovichtidae. Gene Ontology annotation, molecular function: actin filament binding; calmodulin binding. The transcript is spliced from 2 exons. The record is from RefSeq and is a predicted model, not a curated record. Gene Ontology annotation, cellular component: cytoplasm; actin filament bundle; plasma membrane. Gene Ontology annotation, biological process: central nervous system development; actin filament organization. Bases 301 to 1113 code for a protein of 270 amino acids.
UUCACUUGGGCGUUGGACUCCGCAUCUUAUUAGCAACAAGGGAAAUUUCUCCAUUUUGCAGCCUGUCUACAGCGACACGGCCACCAAUCUGGGAUUUUAUUACUUCUCCUUAACUGUCAGCUUUUUCCUGCUAUUUUGAAAAACCCUCGUCACUCUAACUGGACCUUACAUUUUCGCUUUGAACUUUUUCUUUGCGUUGAGAGGGAGAAAGCAGUGAAGAGCUUUGCGUUUCAACAAAGAGGCUUGAGGGUCUUUGUUCGUUUUUUGGAUCGGUUGAGUUUCUUUGUUGGAGCGAAAAGCAUGGGAGCGCAAUUGUCCAAGACAGCUGGAAAGGCUGAAACCGUGGCCGAAAAGCCCGGAGAGGCUGCUGCUUCACCCACCAAGACCAAUGGACAGGAAAACGGCCAUGUUAAAGUGAACGGAGAAGCCUCUCCUACAGCAGCCGAGAACGGCAAAGAGGAGGUGCAGGCCAAUGGCAGCGUGGCGGCCGAGGAGAGCCACAAGGAGGAGGCCAAUAAGGCAGAGGCUGCCCCUGCUGAGAAAGAAGCUGCAGAUGGGGAGAAGGUAGAGGCAGCAUCUCCUGCUCCUGCUGAGGGAGAGGCAGCUGCAAAGACAGAGGACGGCGCCACACCUUCCACCAGCAACGAAACCCCGAAGAAGAAGAAGAAGCGGUUCUCCUUCAAGAAGUCGUUCAAGCUCAGUGGCUUCUCUUUCAAGAAGACCAAAAAGGAGACAGAAGAGGGAGCAGAGAAUGAGGAGGAGGCAGCUGCAGCAGCAGCAGCAUCCACAGAGGAGGCCAAGGCUGAGGGCUCAGAGGAAGCAGCGGCUGUGAGUGAGGAGGCCAAGCCUGCUGAGGGGGAUGCUGCACCUGCCGCAGAGCCAGCCAAGGAGGAGGCAGAGAGCAAGCCAGAGGCAGCAGCAACACCAGCAGAGAAACCUGCUGAGGAGGCCAAGGAGGCCGCGCCCGCGCCCGCAGUGGAGCCUAAGGCAGAGGAGCCAAAGGCAGAAGAGAAACCGGCCGAGAAGGCGCCCAAAACAGAGGAGGCCGUCCCGGCUUCACAGGAAGCAGCGUCAGCAGAGGCUCCGGCUGCAGCAGCAGAUGCUGCUGAAUAAGUUUGGAAAGAGGGAGAAAUUUGAAAAGAAGAGAAAAGAAGAUAAUCAAAGAACAUUUCCCUGUUUGUAUGUUGGAGUGAUGCCAGGUCCUGGCUUUGAAGAACUUGUCUACAACCAGGGAUAUUUUAAGGUUUUUCUUUAUUUUUUUAUUUUUGGUUUCCAUUCCCCCUUACACAAAACCCAUCUCGGCCCUUUGUUACUUUCAUUCCAACGGGCUCGGGAGGUGGGCGGCUUCAAUAUGUACAACAGAUUAAAUACAUCCACACUCUGCCAUAUAUUUUUUCAUCAGUAUUACGUUUUUCUUUCUUUCAAAUUUUUAUACAAAAUGUAAACAAAAUAGUAUGGACAUGCCCAUGGUAUGAAGGAGACUGGGGUGGAGUUGUAAAUGAAGGGGGGGGUGAGUUCAGGGAGGGUAGGGGGACCUGGAUGUGCCACAGACUAUUAUGAAAGGAGUAGUUUAAAAAACUAUGAGACCAACAUCUAUAUAUACCAUACGGUUUACAACACUAAGUCAUUUUUACAAUAAGACAAAAAUAAAUCCCAGACUUAGAUUUUUAGGAAGGCAUAUAAAGUCAUAGGAGCUUUUCACUUCUCAUUAGCUGUACCAGUCAGUGAUUCAGUAGAAAUACAAGUUGUAUAGGCUUUAUUGUUUAUUGUUGGUUUUAUGACCUUAAUACAAAUGUAAGUAUGUAUAGGCGGGGUGUUUUUAACUGUGAUUAUUGUACAAAAUGAAAUCUUGAUCUCAAGAAGAAGCACAUGAAGUUUGCAGCUCUUUUUCCACCCGCUCAUUUUUGUAAGAUAACAACACACACAAAAAGUCAUCCCAGAAGACCUUCUUAAACAAUUUUGAACUCAAAACCAAGCUGUGAUAAGUGGAAUGGUUAACUGUUUAUAUACUGUGGUAUGUUUUUGAUUACAGCAGGCAAUGCUUUUUCAGUGGUCUUUCACAAAAUGUAAGGAAUCUAUCAGAUGCAAAUGUUUGUGUAGCAUCUUGUCUCUCUAUCUCUCUUUGUUUCCUUUUGUAAAUACUGGAGAAGCUUUGACCAGUUUGACUUAGAGAUGGAAUGUAACUUUGCUUACAAAAAAUUGCUAUUAAACUCCUCUGCUGAAGGUGUUCUAAUUUUCUGUGAGCACACUAAAAGCAAAAAAUAAAUGUGAAUAAAAUUGGA